CGGAAUCGCCAUCAGGUGCUUGGCACAGCAGGGUGAAUAGCCACUGAGAUAGAUCCGACGAUGUUGUAAUGAAUUCGUCUGACCUUUGGUCCUGAUUUCAGGCGCGGCGGCUGUACUUGUGGGAUGCAUCUCUGAGUCGGUUCACGUGUUACGAUGGGCUCGUCGCCUCGCGUCAUGACACUGGAGGAGGCGGGAGAUCAACUCAUUCGAGCGAAGAGAGCCGCCAAGGGCAGCAUCACCAUCACCCUCCCAGCCUCUGGCGGCACCAACUGCCUGCUGUUCCUUCUAUUGGUGGUGCUUGGCGGUGCCGCAUGGGCUCACGUUGUCAUUGGCGACAUCAACCGUGUGCAACUGGUGGCUCAGGAGGCAACAAUCAAGGCCCUGCAGCAGCACCUGCAGGACAACGACGCACUAAUAGGCCAACACGAGGUGGCGAUGGGUGAGAAGGAGGCGGCAAACGUGCUUCUCCAGGGUCAGCUGGCAACGGCCAGCGCGGAUCUGAAGAAUAAGACUGCCACAAUCACGGCCUUCCACGAGCAGGUCGCGCGCCUCACGGAGGACCUUCACAACACCACAGAGGCCCUGCAGCAGAGAGACGAGGCCAUCGUGGCUCUCGAGGACCGAUUCCAGGCCACUGAGAGAGCCCUCGCCCGAGCGAAUGGACUUCUGGACAAGUGGCCCCCUCUCGAUCAGAGCUUUGUGACUCUAGGCGUGUGGCUCCUGCUCAUCCUCAGCGCACUGGGAUUCAUUGCCAGCUGCCUCUUCAUCGUUGCGCUGGUGGUCGAUGGGGGCGGGGCAAUCAACCUCGAAUACAUGAUCAUGGGUGGUGCCGCUGCGCUCGCCUUCUUCAUUUGGGCAGUGCGCGCGACCUUCUCUUUCCUGGAUGAGAACACUCGCUGUCCUGGAUGAGAACACUCGCUGAGCUGUGUGUAUAUCCAUCCCCACCAUCGUUGGGCACUGAGGCGUCCAUUUCCGCCCUUUUUCUACUUCGCCUACUGAGGCUGGACUGGGCUGUGGGCUGGGUAGCGUGUUGACGGCCAGGUGAGUGAUGGCGUUUGUCUCUGACUUGACGGCCAAAUUGGCUGUGUGGGCAUCGGCUGGUCUGACUCGCCUAGUGUUUGACUGUUCUCACUCGCUUGGGGGCCGAGGGCGAAGGGGACAUAUACUGGUGUGCUGUCGGGAACGGCUGUGGGUUUGGGGCUCAGACAGACGUGAUCCAUCCAUUCAUCUGACACUCUGACAAUCGGCUCUAUUCAUUCAAUUGCGUGU
This is a messenger RNA of Vitrella brassicaformis, 1269 nucleotides long. The record is from the annotation of a GenBank genome assembly. NCBI's taxonomy places the organism in Eukaryota, Vitrellaceae.